UCAAACUGCCUUUCCGCUCUCCCACAGUUAUCUAUUAAAUGCUGCCAAUUCGAGCCAAUUUGUUGUCGGUAUAAUUUUUUUGGAUCAAGUAAAUUCCAUCCAAAACUAGAUUAUUUUGUGAUGUUUCUGUAACUUGACAGUUUAACAGUCCUUUUUCAUCAGGCAUCGCUUGGGCUUCUAAACUGCAGUCCCAGCUUCUUUGUUUUCCUUUGCGGCCCCCCACAUGCGUGUAGUGUUGUAAUUCGGGGAGUUUAUGUUAGACGUGACAGAUACUGCUGUGUUAUUUAUGGAGUUAUGCGGGAUACAUUAACCGAACAUGCUGGGAAAGAUGCCGCAAUCUGUUGCACGCUAUUUAAUAUUUUUUCAAUACGCAGGAACCAAAUACAGUGGUGUAAUGAAGGCACCAUCCCAUCAAGCAGUAGAGGGCGUACAGAAUCACUUGGAGAAUGCUGUGCGAAAACUUAAGCCGAUUAAUGAAGUGUUAGUGGCCAUCUCCAGUAGAACAGACUCUGGUGUGCACGCCCUUAGUAACUCUGCACAUGUAGAUAUCCUGCGGAGAGGAGAUAAACCACCUCUCCUGGAGCAAAACUUGAUCGAGGCCCUAAAUUUUCACUUAAAACCAGAACCUAUAAGAAUCACCCGGGCUUAUCGAGUACAGAGCGACUUCCAUGCACGCUACCGCGCCGUAUCAAGAACAUACGUGUACCGAUUCGCUUUCGGUCUUAGGCACUACACGGAGAUGCCCGUAACGGAGAGUGAUUUAUGUUGGGCACUACACGACACGAACCUGAAUAUCAGUGCAAUGCAAGAAGCUGCUGGACUGCUUUUAGGAACCCACAACUUUAGCACCUUCCGUGCCCUGAACUCAGAGACCCCCUUCAAGAAUCCAGUGAAGACCCUAGAGUCGGCCCAGCUGGAACCCGGAUGCUCUUUCAGUCAAAGACACUUUCACAGAGAUAUUCAGUUUUGGGAGCUCACUUUUAAAAGUAGAUCAUUUUUAUAUAAACAAGUGCGGAGGAUGACCGGGGCGCUGGUUGCCGUCGGUCAGGGUAGAUUGGCAGUACGGCAGAUUCAGGAACUACUAGAGACAGAAGAUUCUCUAGCCUUCCCAAAUAAUCUGAUCGCUCCGGCCCACGGUUUGUUUCUGACAAACAUAGAGUACAGAGAUGAAGAUCUUGUGCCUUACACUGAACAUGUAUGAAGUAAGAAUACAACUGUUAAAUUACCCAUACAUACAUAUGAUGUAAAUGUGUUUUAGAAAAUGUAUUAAAGUGCCAUUUUUAAUUACACUUGAAUAACAUUGUCGUUGUUAUAAAAAAAACAUUUGGUUAAUUGGAUAAUAAAUAUUUAAAUGUAAGAAUUGAAACCGUAUUAUUAGGUCUGACGUAAUAUUAGUGCUUCAAAAAACUGAACUCAUUGUGAGAAUUUUUUUAAAGAUAGUCAGAUUGUUAAUUUUAUUCUACCACACAAUAUCAUUCAGACAUGAACUUCACCAGAUGUCCAGCAGACCUGAGUGGUGCUGAAUUUGUUAAACAGACUUAUCACGAUCCAAUGCAAGCAUCUCAUUUCCUGUACCAAUCCAAACACACACUCAUAGCAUUUAAAGAGAUACAAACUUUUUUAGUCAUUGACAUUCAAUUGAGGUUAACUUGGGGAAAAAUGUUCAUAAUUCAAAAGGCUGAUUCAUAUUACAGAUGCAAGUGCAUUUUUCCAUAAUAAACUAAAUGAGGAUAAAUGAAUAUAGUAACAAACCAUCUCCAUCAAAGUAAACACGACAUCAUAAUGUCUAGUCCCAUGAUUCAAUGAUGUCAGUAAAUUGGCCUCGCGCAUUAUGGGUGUUUCAAUAGAACACAGAUAAACAUAUUCGUCUAGAAC
Molecule: messenger RNA, 1875 nt
Organism: Triplophysa dalaica
Lineage: Eukaryota; Metazoa; Chordata; Actinopteri; Cypriniformes; Nemacheilidae
Gene: pusl1
Product: pseudouridine synthase like 1
Exons: 8
Coding region: 317-1201 (294 amino acids)
Biological process (GO): tRNA pseudouridine synthesis
Molecular function (GO): RNA binding; pseudouridine synthase activity
Source: RefSeq, a predicted model, not a curated record